Messenger RNA from Drosophila persimilis, 1902 nucleotides. RefSeq names its product delta-1-pyrroline-5-carboxylate dehydrogenase, mitochondrial (gene P5CDh2). The coding region runs from base 14 to 1861 and encodes 615 amino acids. The transcript is spliced from 2 exons. Lineage: Eukaryota; Metazoa; Arthropoda; Insecta; Diptera; Drosophilidae. Gene Ontology annotation, cellular component: mitochondrial matrix. The record is from RefSeq and is a predicted model, not a curated record. Gene Ontology annotation, molecular function: L-glutamate gamma-semialdehyde dehydrogenase (NAD+) activity.
ACCUUGACGAAAUAUGAUGUCCAGGGCGGCUCUUGGCAUUGCUUCAAGUACGCGGUCAACACUUCCGAAGCACGAGGCUUUAAUAAAACGCGGCGUGCUGACCCAUUUCGGCUCCCGUACCAGAUUGGUUGAACACUUUGAUCAGGUGCCCAUUGCCAACGAGAAGCUGUUGGAGUACAAGGAUGGAUCGGACGAACGCAAGGAACUGGAGUCGUCGCUGCAAAAUAUUCUGACCACAGUCAAGUACGUGCCCAUCGUGAUCGAUGGCGAGGAGCAUGCCGUUCAUGGCAUGGAAUGGAAGGAGCAGAUCUUGCCGUACAACUUCAAGAGGCAAGUAGCUCGAUAUGGCCACGCAACUCGCACUAUGUUGAAUAUGGCCAUUAAGAAGACUGUGGAGGUCCAGAAGAGCUGGGACACGACGCAGCUAAGCAAUCGGAUGUACAUAUGGAACAAGGCGGCUGAUUUGAUUGCCACAAAAUACCGGUCCGACAUAGUCGCUGCCACAAUGCUCGGCCAGGGGAAGACCUUGCGCCAGGCGGAGACGGACGUGGCUGAGCUCGUCGACCUCCUGCGCAUGAGCCCCGUGUUCCUGCGUGACGUGGCCAAUUACGAACCAUUCAAUGACUGUCCCGACUCCCAACACAACUACAUGAGGCUGCGGGGCUUGACCGGGUUCGUGGCUGCCAUCAGUCCCUUCAAUUACACCAGCAUUGCGGCCAAUCUGGCCUUAACACCUGCCCUGAUGGGCAACGCAGUGAUGUGGAAGCCCUCGGACUCGGCCAUUCUGUCCAACUGGUACGUGUUCCAGGCCAUGCGCGAUGCUGGACUGCCCGAUGGUGUCGUCAACUUCAUUCCGUGUGAGGAGACGACCUUUGCCUCGGUGGUCACGCAGGAUUCUAUGCUGGCCGGGAUUCACUUUACGGGCACUUCAGGGGUGCUUAAGGUGCUGUGGAAGCUGGUGGCCAAUAACAUCAACUGCUACCAGAACUAUCCACGGCUGGUGGGGGACACUGGUGGCAAGAACUUUCACUUUGUUCAUUCGUCUGCCGAUCCCGAAACAGCUGUGGCUUGCACCAUACGAGCGGCCUUCGAGUAUGCGGGCCAGAAUUGCUCCUCCUGCUCGAUGCUGUACGUGCCCGAAUCCCUCUGGGAGUCGAAAAUCAAGAAGCCUCUGCUGGAGAUUAGCUCCAAGCUCUUUGUCAGCAAAGCCACCUACUGCAACUGUUUCUACUCGGCGCUGAUCAACAAGCGGGCCUACAACCGCAUCUACAUGUGGCUGCGGUACAUUGAGCGAAAUCGCAAUUGCGAGCUUCUCACCGGCGGCAGGGGCAGCAGGACGCGGGGCUACUUCGUGGAUCCCACCAUUGUGCGGGUUUACAAUCUGGACGAUCAAAUCUGCAAGGACGAAUUGCUGGGGCCCAUACUAUGCGUUUAUGUCUAUCCGGACAAUCAGCUGGCGGAGACUAUGGCGAAGGUGGCCCAGAUCAAUCACGGACUGAUCGGCUCCGUCUUUGCCAGCGACGGUGCUUUCGUCGAUGAGGCCUACAGGGUAUUCAAGCUUAAUGUGGGAAAUCUGAAUGUCAACGACAAGUCCACUGGCGCCAUGGUGGCCAAGCAGCCCUUUGGAGCUGGUCACAUGACGGGAACCAGCGAAAAAUUAGGCAGUCCUCAUUCCCUGUUACGUUGGACAUCGCCGCAGGUGAUCAAGGAGUCGUUCAAGCCACAUGUCAACGUCUAUUAUCCCUACAUGGGCAUCAGUGAGGACAAAUCCACAUAUAAACUGCCUCAGGCGGAGACCACAGACGGCAGUCAGAUGGCCAGAAAUGUCACAGAUUGGUCGGAAACGGCUACAAAAUUUUAAUUGUUUUAUAAGGGAAGACAAAGUAAUUAUUUUUGUAUGAA